Morone saxatilis (striped sea-bass) is the source of this 1643-nucleotide messenger RNA. Its product is annotated as homeobox protein Hox-D11b-like. The record is from RefSeq and is a predicted model, not a curated record. Gene Ontology annotation, molecular function: RNA polymerase II cis-regulatory region sequence-specific DNA binding; DNA-binding transcription factor activity, RNA polymerase II-specific. The transcript has 3 exons. Gene Ontology annotation, cellular component: nucleus. Lineage: Eukaryota; Metazoa; Chordata; Actinopteri; Moronidae. Gene Ontology annotation, biological process: regulation of transcription by RNA polymerase II; anatomical structure development. The coding region runs from base 169 to 1053 and encodes 294 amino acids.
AUUAUGAUUCUUGCUUUAACUUUCAGGGCUUAGGUCACGAUGCAGAAUUAGGUUUAUAUUAAGUUUACAUUAUGAUUUAGGGCAACAGGGUAAUAUUGCCCUGUUUCUGACCAAACAACAGCCUGUUCAAAAUUUAAAGUAUUUUAAUUAGCUAUAACUAUCUAACUUAUGUAUUUUCCAAACUGCUCCUUCCCGUCAAAGUCUGACUUUGGCUCGAUCACUUCACCGUUUUUAACGGAGAACGGCACCGCUUUGCUGGAGUACCGGGGCCACUGCUACCAUGACCCACGGCAGCAGUAUCGUCCUCCGUGGAAAUGGACCCUCUACCAGGCGAACCGUCCCGUCACCUCUCCGUCGCCAUCCUGCUUCAACUUACCGGGGGAAGUUCACCACGACUACCAUGGCUCUUCGUCGGACACCAUAUUCAACACCAGCAAGGACUGCUUUCUGUACGGCGCCUCUGAUCCCCGUUUUCACGUCCAGUCGUUUGCAGAAAACCCGCGGAGCUUCCCCCCCGGCAGAUACACCGCGUUCAGUCCGGACUCACAGCUCCUCUACCCGGGAGGGCGCGGCAGAGUCCUACCGCCGGUUUUCGAUCAGUUUGUCGAGUAUGCAGAAGAAGGAGUGGACCCGAAAGCGGAUGUUUCCCCUGGAAGCCAACAGGAGAAAGAUACAAAUCGGGCCGAGUGGACGAGCUGUCAUAGCGGGGACAGCAGCGAGGUGAGGGAGGGGUCAGACUCACCCCGGCCUGGGAAGGAGGUGGAGGAGGAUGCGCCGUUAUCCAGCGGCAGCGGAGGAGACUACAGCCAUGCACCGACAGAGCCCUGUUUGAGGAGGAAGAAGCGUUGUCCUUACUCUAAGCAGCAGAUCAGAGAGCUGGAGAGAGAGUUUCUAUUCAACAUUUACAUUAACAAGGACAGACGCAUGCAGCUGUCCCGCCAUCUACGCCUGACAGAUCGACAGGUGAAAAUCUGGUUCCAGAACAGAAGAAUGAAAGAGAAGAAACUGAAAAGAGACAGACUGCAGUACUACACAGGAUACCACCUGUUUUGAUGGACAGGUGAGGGAGAAAGAAGUAAGAGACAGUCUUUCUUCCAACCUCAUGUACAGACUGUGUGACAACUCUGGAAACUGUGUCACAGCACUGUAUAUAGGCAGGUUAAUAGAGACAUAAAUAAAAGACAAACACAAACAAAUAGAUAAACAAACCCACUUCCUUCCUGUCAUCUAAGGAGAACCCCAAGGCUCAUGUUUUGGCCCCGUGUUUUUUUUCUUGAGUACAAACACACCAUGGACAGUAAAAAAACAGCAAGGUCUCCAUUGAAUAUUCUGUCUCUUAUCAAGAAAACACUCAGAAUGCUCCUUUUGCCUCGUUUGAACCCAACUUCCCUCUGAAGUCAUGUGGCCUACUGUGGACAAAUGAACCUCUCUGUGCCUCAGGCCUUCAUGUCCUAAUAUAGUAAGGAAUGAGGACAUACAUUUAAAAAACUAAAUAUAGGGAAACAUCAAAUACAGAUGAAGCUCUUGCUUAUCAGUGGAGCCUUGUGUUUUGCAGUUCACAUUUCUCUGAGUAUUUGAUUUGAUUUAUUUGUUUUAUUUUUUGGGUGUUUUGAUGUUGACUUGCACUGCUGACAAUCUAAUGG